AUGACAUUGAUAACAUCUUGUUUGAUACGUGCUCGGGGUACAUAUCGAUCCUUGUAUCGAUUCUAUGCGAAUUCAGCUACUCGGACGACUGAUGUGCAUUCGGUAGCGCGAGAUUCAUCACCAUCAACAGCUGAACAACCGUUCCGAACGGCGAUCAAUGAUCCGUUGUUGCAUACGGAGAAAGACAUCGGAUUGUUUUAUACAGUUGAUCCGAAUGAUUUGAAGAAGAUUAGUCCAUUUGGUAAAGCACUUCCAUUACAAUUUCGAGAAGAAUGUGAAGCAUUCAAUGAGACAUCCGUUAUGAUUCGACAACCCUCACUCGAUGUUAUUAAAUUAAUGAAACAAAUCAAUUGGAAUCUACCGCCGUUAAAAGUCGUCCUUUUUCCAUCUGAAAGCGGUGUAGGCAUGAGUUUGUGUCUUUUUCAUGUGUUACAUUAUGGAUUUCGAAAGCGAAUGUUACUUGUCAACACGCCAACCGCUGGUGAAGUUCUAAAAUUAGCACUGGAUGCGACACCGUCACCAAACAAUGAACAAAUGUGGGAUACACCCGCAGCAGCAAGUGCCUGGCUUAAAACAUUUGCAAUUAAUAAUGAAGAGAUAUUAAAAGAAACAGAUUUUCGAACGAAAUUCACCUAUACGUGGAGCGCUCGAGAAUCAACACCAGCUGGAACACAUCUUCUCGAUCUCAUUGCCUAUGCGACUGAUCGAAUAAAAUAUGCUUCGGAAUGUGUUGGUGCAAUUGUCAAAGAAGUAAAAACCCAAGUGAAGGAAAAAAAUAUUCAAACUUUAGUUACAUUUGAUACUAUCAACAGUUACUAUGGACCAUCAUGGAUUGUUAAACCUGACCGAUCAACCGUUAAACCGAAUGAAGUAACGAUGGUGAAAGCAUUACAGGAAUUAUUGCUACCAGAUUGGAAUAAUGCUUUUAUCGUUGUGACAAUUGGGCCGAAAGGUAUACUCAUACCAAAAGUUCGCGAAAAAGACAAUUGGCUCGUCCAUCAUCCACAUUUUCGUACUGAACAUCGUCUACCAGGUGUUCUCAUGUACGAUGGACCAACGACAGUGAAAUCACUAUUGCGUACAGAAGGUAUCGAAGCACUUGAACCAUUUGUACCAAUUCAAGUACAGAAGUAUACCGAUGAUGAAUUUAAUAACCAAUACCGAUAUUAUCUUGAUCGAAAUUGGAUACAAAACUAUCGUGGUCGAGAAGACGAAGGUCGAAAAGAAAUUUUGUUUUUUACAGCUAAGAAUCCAUUUGAAAUGGCGAAGUUUGUUGGUUCUCGUUGA
Messenger RNA from Adineta ricciae, 1287 nucleotides. Lineage: Eukaryota; Metazoa; Rotifera; Eurotatoria; Adinetida; Adinetidae. The record is from the annotation of a GenBank genome assembly.